CCACCAGUUAUCGUUAUCGCGGCCAGCUUUGUUUUGCUUACACGACAGAUAAAUAAAACUGGCGAAAACCACUGCUUUACUCUUAAAAUGAGUAGUUUAAAGUCGGACUUGGACGAGUACCUGCUCCUGCAGAGUGAUCAGAAGAAAACCUUCAACGUUAAGCUGCCACAACUCAAGGUUCCCUUUUUCCGUUCGGAGCCAGAGGCAAAUAGUUUCCUGAAGGACACCGACUCGUGCUUUCCAAAAUUGUCACGGCUGCAGCGAAUCGUGGGUUUUGUGGCCUGUUUAGGAAUGGGCGCACUCUGCAUGACGCUUUCCACAUUCUACAUUCCCGUCUUAAUAUUGAAAGCCAGAAAGUUUGCCCUGCUCUACACCCUUGGCAGCCUCUUCUUCAUCUUGAGCUUCUGUUUCCUCUCCGGAUUUGGCUCAUUUCUGAAGCAGAUGUUCUCCAAGCCCCGCUUGCUCACCUCAAUUUCCUACAGUUCCUGUCUGCUUUUGACUUUGUACUGUGCAUUGGUGGCCAAGAGCACCGCAUUCACUGUCCUGUUCGCAGUGGCACAAAUUAUCGCCUUGCUCUUUAUGAUUCUGGGCAUGGUCCCCGGGGGAGCUACGGGUCUCAAAUUCUUCGGACAACUCUUUAAGAGCAGCGUUUCUGCCUCAGCGAGCGUACUGCCUGUGUAAAAGGAGGAAAGGCUGAACAAAAAAAUCAUCCACCACCGCAGCAACGAAAAGUAACUUAUUUAACUCAUUGAUAAAUCUAAAAUAAAACUUAUUUGUGAUACAACGCCUCUCAAA
Drosophila subpulchrella is the source of this 795-nucleotide messenger RNA. RefSeq names its product protein transport protein SFT2. Gene Ontology annotation, cellular component: membrane. The record is from RefSeq and is a predicted model, not a curated record. Lineage: Eukaryota; Metazoa; Arthropoda; Insecta; Diptera; Drosophilidae. Gene Ontology annotation, biological process: vesicle-mediated transport. The coding region runs from base 88 to 681 and encodes 197 amino acids. The transcript has 2 exons.